ACUUCAAUGCAUCCCACCAAACCCUUUUUGUUUAAAACCCAACUUUUGAAAUCUUUAAUUCCAUUCACAUCUCUCCAUUUUGUUGUGUCUUUCUGGGUUAUAGUAAGUAAUGAAGAACACCAGUAGGUCGACAAUUCUACAUUUUAACAACCUAGUGUACCUCAUCUUCCUACUCACUACUUCACUCUUCCCCAUUUUCUGCAACUCUUACGACCCUACUGAAAAUAUCACCCUUGCCUGCGGCUCCUCUGACAACACCCCCGCCCCAGACCACCGGGAAUGGGUGGCCGACAUUGUUCCCAAUUAUCUGUCCCUGGAACAAAAACACAACUCAUCAAUACCCUCUUCAGCACAAAUACCGUCUCCCCAAGCUAGCUUUGUUCCCUACUUGAAAGCACGCAUAUCUCUCUCUGCUUUCACCUACGUAUUUUCGGUCACUGCCGGCCAAAAGUUCAUACGCUUGCACUUCCACCCUUCUCAAUACCAAAACUUCGACCCCUCCAAAGCCUUCUUCUCCGUCAAAGCCAAUCAAUUCAUUCUUCUCAACAACUUCAGUGCCUCUCUAACAGCUGCUUCUCUCGGCCCUGACUAUCUAUUUAAAGAGUUCUGCAUAAACAUAGAAGAUGAAGAUCAAACAUUGAACCUCACCUUCACUCCGUCUUCAACUCCAUCCGAUGCACACGCUUUUAUCAAUGGAAUUGAAAUUGUCUCCAUGCCUACCAAUCUUUAUUACACCCCGGCCGAGGCUCAAUAUGGUAUUACUUUUAUCGGCCAUGAGCAAACCCCAAUUCGUAUUGAAAACAACACUGCUCUUGAGACCGUACGCCGAUUAAAUGUGGGUGGAUCAUAUAUUUCACCCGCGGACGACACGGGCAUGUUCCGAAGCUGGAACGAUGACAGGGGCUACGUUUCAAACAUAGGGGCUCUUCCAGUUAACUACAGCUUUAAUCCUAUCUUCUCCUCCGGAGUACCCAAUUACACUGCACCCGCUCAAGUAUACAAGACCGCUCGGUCCAUGGGAAACAACAAAACAGAGAACCAGAAUUACAAUCUCACUUGGAAUUUGCCCGUGGAUUCUGGUUUUACAUACCUGGUCAGACUACACUUUUGUGAGUUUCAAGUUGAGGUCACAAAGCAAAGUGACAGGGAAUUUACUAUUUUCAUAGCGGAUAAGACGGCCGAGCGUCAAGCCGAUGUGAUUGUUUGGGCUGGAAGAAAUCAUGUCCCGGUUUACAGAGAUUAUGCAGUGAUGAUGGUGAGUCCCGAUCAGAAGAAACAGAAUCUGUCUAUAGCUCUGCAUCCUAAUCCGGACUCACAGACAGUUUACUCUGAUGCCAUCUUGAAUGGCAUAGAGGUUUUCAAAAUCAGUGACUAUUCCGGCAAUCUCGCCGGACCCAACCCUGACCCAGUUCCAACACCGUCUACUCCACAACCAGAGAAGAAGGAAAACCCAAGAAAGACACCAUUCGCAGCCGUUGUCGGCGGUGUUCUUUCUGCCGUGGUUGCGCUCUCUAUUCUUGGUUUCUUGAUUUACCGGCGACGGAGAAGGGUUCAGGAAUCAGGUUCAAGGAAGGGAGGAUGGGGCUCGAUCUCCUACGUCGCAACAAAACAGGACAAAAUGGGUGGGCCACUUCUACCGUCUGAUCUGUGUCGCCACUUUUCUUUUUCUGAGAUCAAAUCCGCGACUAACGACUUUGACAGUGUUUCCAUCAUCGGACGUGGUGGAUUUGGCGACGUAUACAAAGGGUAUAUAGAUGGUGGGGCCACCCAAGUUGCAAUAAAACGGUUGAAACAGGGGUCCCAACAAGGGGCCCAUGAGUUCAAGACAGAGAUCGAGAUGCUCUCUCAGCUCCGUCAUCUUCAUCUCGUGUCUCUAAUUGGGUAUUGCAACGAUGAAAGUGAGAUGAUACUCGUGUAUGAUUACAUGUCCAAUGGGACCCUUCGUGAUCACCUCUAUGGCUCUGAUAAUCCCCCACUCUCGUGGAAGCAACGGCUGGAGAUCUGCAUAGGGGCUGCGCGUGGUCUGCAUUAUCUCCAUGCAGGUGCGAAGCACAGGGUCAUUCACCGCGACGUGAAGACAACCAAUAUUUUAUUGGAUGACAAAUGGGUGGCCAAAGUUUCAGAUUUCGGAUUAUCCAAAAUAAGCUCCACUGACGUCUCCAACGCUCACAUCAGCACUGUGGUAAAGGGUAGUUUCGGGUAUUUGGAUCCCGAAUACUAUCGGCGUCAACAAUUGACUGAAAAAUCUGACGUGUACUCUUUUGGGGUAGUGUUGUUCGAGGUAUUGUGUGCUAAAUCACCGGUUAAUAGGACGCUGCAAAGAGAUCAAGUGAGCUUAGCUGUGUGGGCUCGCAAAUGUUAUCAGGACGGUACACUUGAUCAGAUCGUUGAUCCACAUCUGAUGGAAAAAAUCGAGCCGGAGUGUUUGAAGAGAUUCGCAGAGAUUGCGGUGAGGUGUUUGCAUGAUGAGGGAAUCGAACGGCCAUCAAUGAACGAUAUAGUUUGGACCCUGGAGUUUGCGUUGCAGCUGCAAGUGAGUGAGGAGGAGAGACUCAAAAUUGGUGGAGAUGAAGUAAAAUUUAAUAAGAUGGAUCUCAACCGUCGUUUUGGACCUGUAGGCGGUGAUGAUGGACACAUGUCAAGCAGUAGGGUGUCCAUGACGAGUGAUAGUGGGACGAGUUUUACGACUGAUGGGUCUGACAAAAUAUCUUCAGGUGCUGUGUUUUCUGAGAUCAUGAAUCCCAAUGGGCGUUGAAAUGUGUGGUUAAAUUAUUGGUCAUGGGCAUUGCAAUGUAAGCUAAUAGCUUUCGGUUAAUCUCGCUAAGUCUAGUAGUUAUAGUUUGUGAUGAUCAUAUGAAUUACUGGUAAUGUACUGAAAUAUAAUAGGAUACUUGAUAAUAGUGGAAUUCCAAGUUAUGUUAUAAAUUACUAUAAUUUAAGGGAUUUGUUGGUCUCGUUA
Molecule: messenger RNA, 2959 nt
Organism: Cornus florida
Lineage: Eukaryota; Viridiplantae; Streptophyta; Magnoliopsida; Cornales; Cornaceae
Product: receptor-like protein kinase FERONIA
Exons: 1
Coding region: 110-2755 (881 amino acids)
Biological process (GO): protein phosphorylation
Molecular function (GO): protein kinase activity; ATP binding
Source: RefSeq, a predicted model, not a curated record